Molecule: messenger RNA, 4696 nt
Organism: Phlebotomus argentipes
Lineage: Eukaryota; Metazoa; Arthropoda; Insecta; Diptera; Psychodidae
Gene: Rbfox1
Product: RNA binding protein fox-1 homolog 2
Exons: 15
Coding region: 462-1901 (479 amino acids)
Biological process (GO): regulation of alternative mRNA splicing, via spliceosome; nervous system development
Cellular component (GO): nucleus; cytoplasm
Molecular function (GO): mRNA binding
Source: RefSeq, a predicted model, not a curated record
GUGCUAUCUCGCUCGUGGUGUUGAGGAGCCAUCGAGGUGACAGCCAUUUUCAUUUCGUCGCUCAGUUGAAGUUUGUCUGCAGUGCUGUGAAAAUCUUGUGCUGUGAUUUGUGAGGGAAUUUCCCAGUGCAGUGGAAAAGCAAGGAGUUCAAGCGCACCAAGCGGAGAUUGUGUGGCGUACAAAUUCGGUAAUCCGGGCGUGCUGACGAGAGGCGCCCCGCAGCCAAGUAGUUCUUGUUAGCAGAGGAGUCUAGGCGGCAGAGGGCGCGCGCGCCUGGAGACUCUCCCGGACCCGGAUGCACCGGAUGCACCUUGGCGGAGGCGCAGAGGCAUCAUCUGGGGCGUGCCAGCUGUGAAUUCGGAGCUUUCCGGACCACCAUACACACAAACUUCACCCCCGGCGCGCCAGAGACAGGCAUCAAGCUGUGGGGCUCAGGAGCGUUCUUCCUCCCUCCGCAAGGAAUGUACUACCCGCACAUGGUCCAAGCGGGGGUGGGGCCCUUCCCGACGGCCCCUGGAUUCCCACCGACCCCGGCGGUGACUGCGGAAGGGAUCUCGGUGGCGGUGGCAGUGAAAGGUGGCGCCGAGAGUGUUCAGCCGCAGAUCAAGACGGAUUCUAUCGUGUCACAGCCCACUCCAGGAUCUCAGCAGCCAAGUGGACAGCAGCAAUUCAGUCCACCACUCCUUGGAUCUCAGCCUGGUCCACCGGCAUCCACUGGCCCACCUACGCUUCCUUUACCUCUUCCAGUUGCCACAAUAGCGAAUGGAAUUGAACAACAAACUGUCAGUAUAUCCGAUCUUUUGCAGCAAACAGAGGCGGACUCAGUCACAACGGCGGCGGCCACGACAGUUGGUUUAACAAGUGUGGCAACGACGGAAGUUGGUACUGCGCCAAUUGCGACUACGGCCACUCAGCCGCCGCAGCUGAGCAGCGUUCUAAGUUCUCCGGUGGCCGCGGCUACGCUGGCGCCGACCGUCGGCGCCACGACUCUCAGCGCCGCGAUUGUGGCUACGGAUCAGUCCAAGAACCAGCCAAAGCGGCUCCACGUGUCGAAUAUCCCGUUCAGAUUCAGAGAUCCUGAUCUUAGGGCAAUGUUUGGGCAAUUCGGAACAAUCCUCGAUGUUGAGAUUAUAUUCAAUGAGCGCGGAAGCAAGGGAUUCGGUUUUGUAACAUUCGCUAAUAGUAGCGAUGCGGAGCGAGCACGCGAACGUCUUCACGGCACUGUGGUUGAGGGGCGCAAGAUUGAGGUCAACAAUGCCACAGCACGAGUGCAAACGAAGAAAACGCCAACAGUUCCCAAUGUUUGUCUGACGAAAGAAGGUACCGUGGCAGCUCCAACUGCUCUGGUGUGCGUUCAAUGGCCAGAAGCCGCGGCAGCUUUGAGGGGUGUCGCAAUUCAGAGAGGACGCGCCAGGGCAGCUUUUCCGGCAGCCGCAGCCGCAUUGAAUGGAGCUUUUGCUAGACUGCCAACCCCACUGGCCGCAGCUGCGAACGCCGCCAAUGCCCUCCAUGGCUAUGCACCGAUGUACUAUGAUCCCUUCUUGGCUGCAGCCGCAGCCACGGCAGCUACGGCGGAUCCCAACUAUCGUUUGCAGGCAGCGAAACCAAUGACGGAAGUUCCAGCUCAACCGGCAAUUAUAAGUGCAGCAGCAGCGGCAGCGGCGCCACUCCUCAAGACACCGCUCUCCACAACUCAGCAGGCCUACACGGCAGCGGCCACUUACACUGCUGUGGCGGCGAGAGCAUAUGGAGCAGCAGCAGCCGCCCAGCCUGUGGCUGGAUACGCAACUGUGGCAGGGUAUGGCCGUGAGUAUGCUGAUCCGUACAUAAGCCAUGGAAUUGGACCUGUGCCCGGUUAUGGGAUGUACCGAAGUGGCUACAAUCGCUUUGCUCCGUACUAAUUCAAGCCAAUGAUGGAGAAUGGAGGGAAAUUCAGCGGAUGGAGAAGGAGCGGAAUAGCAAACCAAAAGUCUCUGAAAAUGGUUUUAUCCAUGACAUAUAAUUCAUAUAUGACAUUUUAAUCUCAAAAUAUUUUAAUUGCUACAAAAAAGAAAAGUGACAGGCACAAAUGAUGAAGCGAGAAUGGAAUAUUGUAUAAAAUAAAAGCGAAUGGGAAUGUUGACAAGCGAGGGGUGAAAAUUAUUGAGAAAUUACCAUUUUUAGCAGCUGUAGAUCUGAUGAUUACAAAGAUAAAUCUCUCUUAGCUGUGAAAGGAUUUAAACCCACUUUAUUUAUACAAUAUUCUUUUCAUUUUUAAGGAAUCCAUUCAAUUUAUAAAAAUAAGUGUAAAAAUCAUUGAGGAAAGCAAGAAAGGAUAAAAAUUUUAGAUUUAGGGAAUUCAGUGUAUUUGUAAAAGAUAGUCAUCUCUGAAGUUUUUUGUGGCAAAAAUCUCUGCAAUAUGAUUGUAUCGAUGAAGCAGCCAAAGCUCUAUAUAUUUUUUUAGUCGCCAACGUGGCAGCUUUUCAAUCUCAAAACGGAUAAUCUCCUUUUUUUUCGUAAUUAUUGAAUCUUUCGCAUUCGCUUGAAAGCCAUUUGUAAAUACUCAAAUUCAGGUUUUAUUUGUUAGGUAAAAUCUCUCUCUAAGCGACAAGCUUUUGUCGAGUGAAAAUCAAUUGUUAAGACAGAGCACAAGAGUUUUUUUUUUAAGUUGUAAACAAUGUAUUUUAAGUGGGAUUUUGUAACAUUGAAAAGCACAAAUUGUUUAUGGAAAUAAUUAUUUCACAAAAGAAAUUUAAGAACAGAGAAACAGCACAAGAAAAAUACCUCAUUUUUCAAUUAUAUUUGUCUAUUAGUAAAGUUGAAUUUGUGCUCUCUUAUCAGACUUUUAUAUAGUUUACACCCUUAUUUUUCAAUUUAUUUUUAUUCAAGAAAUUUAUAAUGAUAAUCUGAAGAGAAGAAAUGUAUUGUUACGACUGACGGGGUCUCAAGUGAACUUGGACGAACCAGAAAAUUACGGGAGUUCUCCUCAUCUUACGAGUCUUUUAUUUUCCUUAAGGGAAGCUACACGUAGGGGUGCGCAGAAUUUGCAAUUUCUACAGAUUAAAUGGGGCUUUUUGCGAACCGCGUCUUUUGCUUCGGACUUUCCACUUUUAUCGGUGAUCAAAGUAGCUUGUAUUGACUUUCUCUUCCAGCUUCUAAAUCCAUUGUGUUCAUCGUUUUCUCUUUAAUUUCAAUUAUCGAGAGAAUUGCAAUUUUAUUGUCUUUUAAAGUUUUCUCAAAUAUGGCUUAUUGGUGGGAGUUUAUUUCUAUUUUAACACGGAAUUUCCCGGUCAAACGAAAUGUUGAAGCUUCGCGUGCCCUUUUUAAUGUGAAGACAUUGUGGUUGAUGGUUUCUCGCCAGCUAUUGUCCAUCUGAGUUGCUUCUCGCUGGUUUCGGUGCUGGGCUUUAUAUCCAUACAUACCUAUCCACUACUCCGGCUUGUUCGUCUUUCUCCUCCUGCACCUGAGUUCUUUAGGGAACCGCCGAGCGUAACAGUAUUGAAAAUAUUGCAUAUCUGAGCAAGAAAACCUAUUAAGAGUAGUGAAGUAUCUCACAUUAAAAACUAUUUGUAGUAAGUUCCCAAGUUAAUCGAUGAUAAAAGUGAAAAUGAGAAAUUCAAAAUAAUGUGAACAAAGUGUGAAGAUAGGCAUGAAAAAUACUGUGUAGUUAUUUGUGUCCAAAAAACAAACAAACAGCUUCAUUUGCUGAAGUCUUCCCAAGAGAAAAGUAUGCAAAAAAAGAAGAUUGCAAAAAAUCCACUAUAUAAAAAUAUUUCUUCUGCCAAGCAAGAGCAAGAUUCCUAAGUAAUAAAUAAAUAGAAUUCCUCUUUUUCCUCCACGAAUAAAACAAAGGUAUAUUUACACCCCAAAAUUGUUCAGUUCUUCUGUGAGGCGGUUAAAGUGACAAAAACACGGGGUGAAUUUAAAGGAUGAAAGUAUAAUAACCAUUAUAGUGAUUAAUAAAAUGAGGAUUUGUGAGAUUGAAGCGCAAAACUAUUUAAACAUUGAUAUUCAAUGUUCAAAAUGAGUCUCUUUGCAAGAACAUGAUUUAAAGAAGAAGUAGAAUUGAUGAAAAUAGUUUAAAGAAACCACAAAUUUAAAGACUUUCUGGCUCUCUAAAAUAGAAGAAAAGAAAAGAAAAAAAACUAUGGGAAAUUGAGGGAGAAAAUCUUAGUUUUAAAUGCUCAAUUGUUCAAUUAAUCAUCACAAUAUAUUUCAUAUAAUCUUAAUAUAAGAAAUAUUUUUAGGCGGAUAAGUGAAGUGAGGAGCUCCCUUUUAAACAAAGUGGAGUAAAUAUGAUAUUAAGAUGGAAUAUUUUUUAAUGGUCGAGAAAAGAAGAGAAAAACUGAAUGUGUAAAGGAUACAUUUUACAAUGAGUAGGAGUAAAAGGAGUUGCAGAAGAGCGUCUUCAAAGCCAUAUUAAGGAAAAAAAUACACUGAAGCUGAGGAGAGAAAUGUAUAUUUUAGAGAACACACAUUCAAAAAACUAUAAAUGAGAAAAAUACUCAAUUAUUUUAAAUUGAUAAAUGUAGCGUUAGAUACGAAGGAAAAAAAAUCCAUUGAGAUAGAAAUUCACAUGACCUUUUUAAUGAACCAAUUUGAAUAUUGACGUGGAAGGAGUAAAAUUUUCAACUAAGACUUUAGUGAAGAACCAUUUUAAAGGAUAAAUGAAAUAUACAACAAUUUAAAAGAUACAUAUACUCUGAGAAAGAACAAC